CAUUGUUGUUGUUUUGAUCGAAAAUGAUAAGUAAGUGAUAAGCUCAAGAGUUGGAAUUUUUUCACUAUCUCAUAAUUCACAAAUUAAUGCUGCAGUGAAACGUUUUAUUUCUUUAGAAUCUGUAUUUUUCUACCUAUUUUAUACAAGAAGGAAGCAAAUUUUCUGGACUGAAGUACUUUUAAUUUGAACUGACGGAUGUGGGGAAAGCCAGCAUGAGUGCAGGAAGUGCGAAAUGGUUCUCGAAUUGCUUCAAGUUCUCUAACUCCACCAUGAAUCGGCAUGAUUCUGAUCUUGAAAAUGUUUACCACGAAAAACAAAUCAAGGAACUAUGCGCUUUGCACGCUUUGAACAAUUUAUUUCAAGACGCAAAAUUUACCAAGGUGGAACUUGACUCUAUCUGUCUUUCCUUGGCGCCAGACGUCUGGAUCAACCCUCAUAGAUCCGUACUUGGGAUUGGCAACUACGAUGUGAAUGUGAUCAUGGCGGCCCUCAACAAGCACGGCUACGAGGCCAUUUGGUUCGACAAACGAAAGAACGCUAAUUGUCUAAAUUUGGAAGCCAUCGAAGGCUUUAUUUUGAAUGUCCCCACUCCUUGCCAGUUGGGAAUAAUACGACUGCCUCUGAAAAUAAAGCAUUGGAUAGCUGUCCGAAAAAUAAAAAGGAACUAUUACAAUCUGGACUCAAAAUUAGAUCACCCGAAACUUAUUGGACAGGAUGCAGAUUUGGUGAAAUAUUUUCAAGAAGAACUCGACAGCAAAGAGAAAGAAAUGUUUAUUGUAGUAUCUCGCGAAAAUGCCACCAAUCAAAGGUGGUUUACGGGCUCAGCAGACGUCUCAAAAACGAACCAAGAAAGCUCCUCUGCAUCCAGCCUCUCAGUCACACUCAAAAAUGAAGAAACUCGGUAGCACUUGUGAAGAUGAGUCGGUACUUUUUUAUGAUGGAGAAAAAUAAGGUAUUGGCGCAGCUCCUUUUACCUACCUGUUUUUUAUCCUCUUGUUUUUUCUCUUUGUUAUGUGGUGAAGGUACAAUUUUUUCAGCGAUUAACAUAGUCAAAAAUUUCAGCGGCGAGCUGUUAAUCAUUGUCUAUACAUUUUUUCCCGUUUGAAAGUAUGGCGAAGAAUCGAUUACUUAGGUUUACGUCCGUGGCGACGCAUACUUUAAGAUUUAUCGAUAGCCCUGCCAUUUAAACCUAUGAAAAAGGAUCGAUAAACAGGGUUUUCGCAACGAACCCUUUAUUAACCGAUUAUUUACCACAGUUUCAAAUGAGGAAAUAUCGAUAAUCGAUCAUUCCUCGCCACUGGUUUACAUCACGAACACCCUCAUAAUCGAUCCUUUGCUAUACAGGUUUGAACGGCAGAUAAAUCGAUUUAUCGCAAAGCACGACACGCCUUUAAAAUUUGCGUUGAGAACACUGGUUAACACGGGUUGAUUUCUCAAUUAGGUUCAGUUAGAAUCUGCGUAAAUUCUUAGCUUUUAUUCCGAAACUGACCGGGAAACGUGUUCUUCCACAUCAGUUCGGUUUUGCCCGGAAAGUCUAUUUUCUCAAAAAAUCUAACUUUUCCGCGACAUCGGAGAAAAAUUUUUCGGAUUCAGUAGCGACUUAUGUCGACGAAUACGCCUUGCGGUUUCUAUCAACGACGUUUUUACCUAUCAAAAUGCUUUAUCGGCCUAAAUACCCCUGCGUAAAGUUAUCCAAUUGUUUUGCGUCAGGAAAUAUGGAACUUAUUAUUUUCCUUCGUUUUUAAUGGGGCAAUCCUUUGUCACUCAAAUCGUAAAUGACUUUUAUUCUUCCAGCACCAAUCAGGUUUUUUUCCGAAAAUUGAAUUUUCAAAGAGGGAAGGGCGUCUUUAGCUGAGAACCUCUUUUAAAUAAAAUAUUUUCUUGGAUAACAGCCUUAGGUAAUUUUUGACUUCGAUGGUAAAAACCAGGGAAGGUGACCUCAUUAGACAUCAGAGAAAAAAAUGUGCUGUCCUCUACAAUGCGAAACAACCGAAAAACCUUCACGUGGUUGUAUAUACAGACGGACUGAGGCAUUUGACGGGAAAAGCCUCGUUAUCAGAAAUAUCAUCGUUUUUUCUUUACCGUGUACAGAUUUUCUGGCAAAUUGGAUUUUUCCGAGAAGAACUAGAUUUUUGGAGAUGAUUUUGAUUAAUCGAGCAAAAACGAACUGAUGCCGAAAAAUGGAGGUCUCUCUCGGAAUGAGCACUUCAGUUCUACCCAAAAUCAGUGUUCAACUUUUUGGCAAAUCUAAGGAAAAUUGUAUUUGUUAACAGGGGUUUUCCGGUGAAGGUAUACCAACCUCCCGUAUAUUUUAUAUCGCUGGAUCCGUGUUUGGAUCCUUCCAAAUUUGUUAAAGGGCCCAUGAGGGUACUCCGUACUCAUUGUUGCAUUUUUAAUAGGUCUUAAUUUUCGUUAAUCAUUCCUUUAUUACUCUCAGUCGAUCGUUCACUUGUUGAACGAGUUUUAUUUAUUUUUUGUUCGCUACCUAUCGUGUUGUUAUUAAUGAGCUCCCAUAUCGGUGUUACAUCUGAUGGAAAAGCGUUGAGGCUUGACUAUCUAUAAAAUUCAAAACAAUUGAUUGCAGGUAUCAAUUUUACUUACGAGUGUAUUAGCAAGCAUAGCGCAGAAAUUUUACGCCGAAAGAGAUCCAACCAACGUUGGAAAAAUGACCUUUCAAAAGGGUCUGUGACGCCUUGAAAAGGUUUUGAAUAUAAGAACUUGAAACUGUUUUUAAAUUAUUUUCAAGUUUCUGAACAUUCUCACCAUCUCAGAAAACAAAAUUUACUGAAGAAUCCUUAAAUUUUGAAUUAUUUGGUCAUUUUGUUACUAUCUCCAGAAAAUUGAUACUUUUCCCUCUACUCUAUUUCCUUUGGAUAAAUCGUAUAUAGCAUUGUCUUCAAAUCAUAAAUUUACCUGUAAAUAACCGAAUAUGAGCCGUGUAGGAAGACGGCAACUUCCAAUUCUAAACAUUCUUAUUCAAUGAUUUUAAAACAAUUUUUGUCCAUCUUCAAAUUCCAAGAAAAGUCCGUGAAAUCUUUUUUCGAAAAUCCAUGAAAUCUCUGAAAGUACUUGACUUUAUUUUAGUUUUCAAAACUGUCAUGCGCCCUAAUCAAGAUAAUAUAUAGUUUUACCGAAUACUCAGUAGAUCCUUACUUCAAGGAAUUUGCGGAAAAAAAGAAAAGCGCCUCUAGGCCCAGACCUUCGGAAAAGAGCUUAACUUUAGGGACCUUUUUGUUGUUAAUUUUACUGUAAAUAAUUUUUCUUUUUCUAUUUGUAAGUUGUUUCUAAUCUUUUUGUUAAAUACAAUUUUACAUUCACAUUAUCA
This is a messenger RNA of Bemisia tabaci, 3325 nucleotides long. RefSeq names its product josephin-2. Gene Ontology annotation, molecular function: DNA-binding transcription factor activity, RNA polymerase II-specific; RNA polymerase II transcription regulatory region sequence-specific DNA binding; cysteine-type deubiquitinase activity. The record is from RefSeq and is a predicted model, not a curated record. Gene Ontology annotation, cellular component: nucleus. Gene Ontology annotation, biological process: regulation of transcription by RNA polymerase II; protein deubiquitination. Lineage: Eukaryota; Metazoa; Arthropoda; Insecta; Hemiptera; Aleyrodidae.